Messenger RNA from Drosophila guanche, 1617 nucleotides. RefSeq lists its product as uncharacterized. The transcript is spliced from 5 exons. The record is from RefSeq and is a predicted model, not a curated record. Gene Ontology annotation, biological process: hemocyte migration. Lineage: Eukaryota; Metazoa; Arthropoda; Insecta; Diptera; Drosophilidae. Bases 264 to 1331 code for a protein of 355 amino acids.
CAGUUGGAGCGUCAACAUCAUCAUUUUAGUAUCGUAACAGAUCGAGUCGGAUCGGAUCGGAUCGGAUCGGUGUUCCUUGUUCACAGAAUCUCCAAUACAAAAUCUCAAAAUAUCAUUAACAAAAGUGUUUAAUCUUCAAUAUGUGUGGCAGUAAAUAAGGUGCACAAAUAAAAGUGUCAAAGUGCAAACGCAAAUAUAAAGAGGCAUAAAUUAAAUGUCCAAUUGAAUUGAAAUACACAGAAAUAUUGCAAAGUAAAUAGAAAAUGUUGAAACAUAUUGAAAUGUACUUGGUCAUUCCGCUAAUCGUCGGCUUUGCCCUGACGGACGGGGCCAACUAUCACCGGUCUUGGUCGUUCAAUCUGCCGGAUAAUAAUUAUCGUGACGUGCGAAAUGUGACCGCGAAAGACGCUGUCAUCUACAAGUACAUCAGGCCCACCAUGUAUCCGACCUCGACACCGGUAAGGAGCAGUGAUACAGAACCCUACGGCUACUACCAGGACCAGGAGGAGGAUGAGUGGGACGAGGGUCUCUUGAUGGGGUCCCACAAGCGCGUGCCACGGCAUCCGCAUGAUAAUUAUAAUCAAGUGGAUGGCUCGAGCACCGACUUUGAUGAGGACUAUCCAUCCGAUCAGGCGCCAGGCAGUGUCACGGCAGAGAAGGAGCAGAAAUUGGGAACACAAAGCAGGGUGCUGGCAUCCCGGCAGGCCUACGAGGAGAAGGAGAUCAAGCACACUACAUUCAUCCUACUGGCCAGAGCUCACAACAACCGGGUGAACAGAGAAGCGGAAUGCAGGGUACCCAAGGCCCAAGUCAUCUACAUGAUUGGAGAGACAAAUAUACAGUAUUAUCCUCGAGCCACGAUACUCCAUCGUUGCGACAGUUCCACUGGCUGUUGUCGGGAUGGGGAGAUCUGUUCCGUGAAGAAAAACGUCACAGUGGAGCUGCCUUUCAUGCUGAACAAUCGUGGCAGAAUGAUCCCAAUGGUCAAUCACACCGAAUGCGAAUGUGUGCAGAAUAUGAGACGUCGCAAGCGCAGCACCCAGUGCCAGUGUCCCAAGCACUUUAAGGACUUUAGCUGGCGGGGAAGUGGAGCUAGCGAGGUGUUGCUGCACUGCCGCUGCGAUUGCCAUCUCAACGAUGCGGCGUGCCAGAGGUUAAAGAACGGCGAGGAAGGCUUCGCCAUGAAUGACCGAAUUCGCAUACAGCAUCGGGAGAGCAGUCAACCGAUCUGCAACUAUGGCCUCUAUGAUGUGAAAAACGGACGCUGCCCACGUCCGGGCUCAGUGCAUCAGACGAAGCAGCAGACAAAGCUGCAGUGGGGCAAGGGCUAAGCUGAAGCGCCCUGGAGCCUACCGCCCUCCAGCGAGUGCCGUCGCCACUUAACCGAAAGCACUCCAGAACUGUGUAUACACUAAAUAUUACUUAUAAAAGCUUACGAUUAAUGCAUAUUUACUAUCGACCUAAAACUAAGCAAGAGGAGAAGAAUAUUCAAGUUCCGUUCAGAAGUAUUUGCAAUUAACAUUCAGUGUACUUAAGAUACCUUCGACUAAGUUCAUACCUUAAGCUAUUUACCGCGUGUAUCUGUAUUCAAUUAAACGAUACUUCUAGUCACAGAAA